AGAGGAAGAGAAAGAAGAGACAUUACAAUCGAUACUCGACAUGCGUGUGAGUAUCGCUUGGUUUAGCCUGUAGCUCGUCGUUAUUUUUUUUUAUUCAAGUGCUGGUCACGUUUACCUUGUGCUGGAUUUAAGGUAGUAGUAGUUUGGUUUGGUGAUCACUUCAUGCUCAUAGUGGUGGUGUGUUCUGUGGAUACCGGCACAUCAGACUCCUGAUAAGCGCCAUGUAGACUCCUUUUUCUCUUUCCUCUAUCCCUCCCCUUUUUCCAUUGAUCACUUUUCACCUCAUCGACAACUACAAACUUUGUCCCUCCUCAAAUCUGUUGAACGGUUCUUUUGCGUUUUUCAAGUCGUGGUUUUCCCCCUCAUCUUUCUACACGCUCAUUUUUUUAUUUUCUGUUACCGAUCCUUCCAACAUCGAGGAAAGAACUUUGUCUAUGACGAACAAUUAGUUACCAUUCUCUUUUAAAACACCAUGUCUUCACCAGAACACAUAAGACUGGGUAUGCGGACAGUUUUUACCCAUCUGAUCCGCUCGUCCAUCCUCACCAAAGUUUUGAGCGCAAGUAUUAUAAAACAGUCACAUACUGCAACAACCCUCUCUUGCCGAACAAACACUGCUGUCUCUCUGUUUCGCAAGCUGUCUGAGAAAGCAAAUGCUCAGCUGGACAUUCUCAGCACACAUUUUGCCAAACAGUGCCAUGCCAUUGUUGCCCAGCGGGUCCGCCGUGCACUGCAGAUUUCUAAUCUCUACAGCCGACUCUAUGACCAGAAGUCUCUGGUGCACAUGCUUACAAAACUUCGCAACACCAUCUUGAAACAUACAUCAAACAAAUCUUUAGGAUUCCUUUUGAGUGCUUCAGUGUUUUCAUGGGACAAAUACCGAAUAACAGAUGAAGAGAUGCAACGUGUAGCUGAAGACAUCUCUUCAGCUAAUCUCAAACACAUGUCCUCAAAAGAACUUAAAGCUUUGAACUGGCAAAAAGUGAUAGAUCAGCCCAAUCUCGAGGUAUGGCGUAAACCAAUUGAAAAUUCUCAUCUCUAUCAGUACAAAGUUCAUGGAUCUUUCUAUGAUAUUCCGGCCAGUGCAUUUUUUGUGAUUCAGGUAGACUUAAAUUACCGAAAGAUUUGGGACAAGCUGGUAAUUAAGCUUGACAUAGUUGACCAUGAUGAAGAGUCUGGUUCUGAGAUAGUUCAUUGGAUCACACACUUUCCUUAUCCAAUGUACAGUCGAGAAUAUGUGUACAGAAGAAGAUUCAAUAUUGAUGAGGAAAACAAACUGAUGGUGAUGACCUCCCACUCUGUGUAUCAUCCGCGCUGUCCUCUGAACUCUGAGUUUGUCCGUGUCAACAAUUACACUUCAAAGAUGGUUGUUAAGCCCCACUCUAACUUCAAUGAUAACGGUUUUGAUUAUGUGCUAACUUAUUCUGAUGACCCACAAGCUGCCUUCCCAAUGUUUGCCUACAACUGGAUGGCUACUACUGGAGUUCCUGAGUUUCUUGAAAAACUACACCAAGCUGCAAAGAAACUUCAUAAAAAUGGAAAUUACGAUAAAACUUUUGUACCAGAUUCCUGUGCUGUUGAUACAAACCAGUACAGUCGUAUCUCUAGCUACUGUUGAGCUGAUAGUCUUAGCUUUGUUUUCCUCUUUCCUUUCCCCUUCUAUCCUCCUCAACAAACAAUUAACAAUUUUGGAUUUUCCAAAUGAUGUGGUAGUCAAGUCUACUAAGUAGAUGGUUUACUUUACUUCAAAGAUGGCAAUCAUUUGAGAAGAUUACGUCUUCUUUGUCUUUCUUUAAUGGUCUUUCCCUCAGUCUGAUCAGCUCCUCUUUUUCUGAGCUUCUUUCUCCUCUUUAGUCAUCCUAUAAAACAAAAGAUGUUUUUUAAUUAGUUGGAGGAGGAGGGACAGUGCCCAUUAUACUUGUAGGUUCUCUCAGAUUUGUGAGAUUGAUGCUAUUGGUUUUUUUAUCGUAUGCCAAAUGGAGUUUUUACCAGUUCUAUUUGAAAGGAAUUUUUCUUGUUAUAUUUGCAAGCUGUAACAAAGGGAGGAUUAUUUUGGCGUUUUUUUAAUGGGUUUUUUGGUUGUUGUUUUUUUUACAUCUAAAUCAUGAAUUUAUGAGAAACAACAAACUCUGCUUAAAAAAUAUGCCAUUUCUCAUUACAAAUUUUUUUUUUUUUUUUUUUUUUGUUCAAUUCUUUUUGGUUUCAAAAAAUAGCUGAAGAGGACAACUGGUCAUGUGCUUGCAUGUUGUGAUAAAUAUAUGUGUAUUUUAUUUUGCAAACCAUUAUCUUUUUGUAUUUUUGUUUUGUUUUGUUUUUUUUAAAUGAAUAAACUAUAACAGAUAAAAAAAAAAAUUUUUUAAAUAAGUUUCAUUCUAAUUCAUAAAUGCUUCAAGAUCCAUAAAGUGUAAAGCAAGUUCCUUGUGAGCCAAAUAGUUUUGUUUUCAUUGAUAGUUAUAGCUUGUUUUUUGUUUUUUUUUUUGUUUGUUUUUUUUCCUUUUCAUUUAUUUGCUUCUGCUUUUGGGAACACAAUGAUUGUCACAUCUCCGAUUUCUUAUUUUGAAGAACAUAGGGGUUUUGGAGAAAGUGCAAGUGGGAUGACAUGGUAUUUGACUACCAGAACAUACAACAUGUGAAGUUCAAAUCUGCUACAUUGUGUAUAUUUAUCAGUGCCCUCAGUUCAUCUGGUUGUAAGUAGUCUACUUGGGAAUUGCAGUUUCCUGCAGUUGAUUGGCAAGCUGUCCUGAGUAAUGCUUAUCUCUUUCACUUGAUUGUAUAAAACCAGAGGAGACACACUUGGGCACUGAUUUUCAAAAAUCACUUGUGGUUUUUUGAGUCAUUUACAUUUUCUGGAGAAAACAGUGGAAGAUUGACUCUGAGUUAAAAACACAGCAAAGUAUGUUUAAUUGGAUAAAAAUUAAUUAUAAACUUCAGUCAGUGCCUUGACCACAUUUAACUGCUGCUACUCCUCAUUUUGUUUUUGUUUUUUGGGGGGUUUUUUUUUCUUUUUUAUACUCCUAUUAUUACAACAAAAUUCCUUUUUCUUUUCUUUAAAGUAUCCCCAUAAUCUGUUGGAGAUUCUUUUAUUUGUAAUGAAUACGAUGAAGUGUAAAGUACUUUAUGCAUGCUUUAUUGUGUAAGUUUAAACUCAGUUCUCAAAUAGGAUUAACCCUCUUUGCAGAAUAAGUAUAAACAUAGAAUUGAUGAAGUGGUGAGACCAUGCAUAGAGUGAACCAGACAACUAAGAACAGAACAAAAUGCAAGUUAAAUGAAUGACACCAAACAGGAAAAUAAAAUAACAUACUCCCAAAAAAAUAGCAUCUGUGUCUAACCAGGUAUAUCAAAGAAACAGGUCAUUUAACAAAACUACCCUUGACCCUAAUGUAGUCAUGGCAGUAACUACAUUCUAGGAUCAUGCAUCUCCUGCACAAACUGCCCACCAUUCCUACAGUGACAGCUGAUACCUCGGUGCUUUGGGGCCAUUGGCUGCCUGCCUACUGUCUCUAACAAUGCUCCAGAUAUGGUAGUCAAAACAGCUAGAAGACCAUGUGGUUUUGGUGGUUAAGGUAGAGUUGCAUAACCAGAGUUCACUCAAGUCUUGCUAGACAUGAACUGCCCUUUUCUUAUAGGACUUGUAUAGGGUGUCUUUGUGCACCACAUAUCAGAUUGCCACUUUGGAACGUUCACCAAUGGAUCUGAUUUGAUUCACUGGAAUGGUUGGUAAUGUUCUUAUUCUGCUGGACAAGUUUGGUUGUCCUGAUGAUGUCUGACUGCUGAGAAGGUUUCUUUCCCUUGGUUAUGGAUGACAUCCAUGCAUGAGAUCUCUAGCUCUUUCCCAAUGCUGAGCAUAAGACAGCUUUAUUCAAGAAGUUGACAGUCUUGGAAUUGCUAUAUUUUGCAAGUUCCAUUUAUUUCCUCUGUCAGAUUGGAAUCUGUCAUGUUGAUACUAUUGAUAUGCCUAAAAGAGGUAUAAGAAAGUUACAAUUUGGUGUAUACUGCAAAACAAUGUUAGUUUGUCCUCUGUUUAUGGCCUGCUAAAAUUGUAUUCACAAAUACCUAGGGUACCCUGAAAAGUGACAUUCUGAAACUACUGUGUAUGUGUGUCAAUAGUUUUAAAGUUGUCAACCAAUGUUGCUCUUUAUCCACUUAACUCUCGCUAUUUCUGCAUGCCUAGAUUUUAAUAGGCACUACAAGGAUGAUAUAGUUUGUCAUUGGUUAGUACUUGUGUGAUUGAUGAUUGCUUUGUUAGAAUGAAUUCACAUCUUUAGGGAAUGAGAAGAAGGACUCUGCCAGUCUUUGUUAAUUUCAACAAACAUUAAUGGUCUAAUUAUAGGGGUAGUUUUUUUUUGUAUCCGGGUUUUAUUCUUCUAAAUGCAUUGUGAGUGAAAUUAAUUUCAUGAAAUGUAACUCUAUAUCAAACUCUUAACUGCUAUAUCUGUUGACUUGUAAAAAGCCCAUAUUAAGUACAUUUGGUAAAUUCUGUCUAGUUUCCUCGAGUAAGGAAAAAUUAAACCCCCAAUAAAAGUUUGAAACCUGGAAUUUCUGGUUAAAGCUAUAUCCAUUUAUUUCGUUAAUACAUUCAUAUAAAUAGCAAGAAGUAUGAAAGUCACACUCCAGUUUCCUCUCACAUACAAUUCUCAAAGCUUAUCAUUCAACAAUGGUUAAUUAUAAAUGGUUGACAGUAAAUGCAAACAUUUGUUCAUUACAUUUUAUAUAUCUCAUUUAAUAUCCACAAUUACAAAGGAGCCACUAAAUAGUUUCAUGCUUUAAGAUAAAUUAAAUUGGCAGACUUAUAUAACAUGCUAUGUGUCUCCAAGCAAUCUUUCAGGCUCAAGUCAUAACAUUAGAUGUAUUUAAAAACCUAUAAUGGAACUGUAAAACAUAUAUAUAUAUAUAUAUCAUACCAUUAGAAUCAUAGACGUCUUUAGGAUAAAUUGGUAUAUUUAGAAUUUUAUUUGCUAUUGUUGAUCUUGAGAUGUUUUGAAGAGAUAUUCCUAUGCAUAAUAGCUAAUGCAAACUUGGGAUGAGAACCAUAUAAAACUUUAAUGUAUACUGUUUAGCCAAUAAUGAGCCCUCUCUUUGGUUGAGCUGCUACGUGUCAAAGCCAAAUUUCCUUCAAACUAUAUUUAAGUCUUGGAUAAUGUCCAAGGGACACUAUUCCAGAAAGAGUAGACAAUGGUUUUUGAUUAUAGGUCAUCUGUGUGUUCUGUUAGCUGACUAAAAUGUUGAUGGUACAAUAGCUGAAUAGUAGAAAUGUCAGUCUGCUGCUGGUUCAUUUAUUCUAGUUUCAACCUUCUUAUGUAACAUCAUGUAGUUGAUAGGCCUUCUCUGAAAUUUCAGGCCCUGAGAUUCUUGAGUAAGAGAAGUGCCAAAAGUGUAAAACACCAGAAAGCACUUAUCGAGCUCAUUUAAACUGGCCACAUCCAGCCAGAAUACUCUGUUUUAUGUUCAAAUCAGUUAGAUUCUGGCCUCUCACACCUACCCUAUAAUGCUGUUAUAAAAAUAAAGUAAUGACAUCAUUAUGAUCUCAGAACAACAUGGUGAUGCAUGAUUAAUUCAAUAUAUAUUUAAUCCUUUAGCAUUCAGAUUCUUCUAAGUUAAAUGUAAUUUUUUUUUCUCUGAGAUGGAAAAAAACUGUGUUUGUAUGUUUAUAUAUAGAGAAAGGGAGAGGUAGGCACAGGUAUGACUGGUUAAGCAGCUCACUUUGCAACUAGGUAGUUUUGGGGUUCAGUCCUGCUCCGUAGCAGUUUGGGCCAGUGUCUUCUACUACAGCCAAGUCAGCUAAAGCCUUGGGAGUGUGUUUAUGUCUCCAUAAUUUGGCAGUUCAGCAAAAGAGACUUUAAAAUAAAACUCACUCAAAUGGUGCCAUAGACUGGCUAGUUGAAUGAUGAUAAAAAAUGUUUCAAAUUUGGUACUUUUCCAUAUAAAGUUGGAUACUAACACAAAAACUUUGGCUGGCCUGAACUUGGCUCACAGUAAAUUUUAUAUAUAUAUAUAUAUAUAUAUAUUUACAUUAUUUACAUUUGACGGAUAUUUCUCCUCAUCUUGUUUGUUGUUAACACAACGUUUCGGCUGAUAUACCCUCCAGCCUUCGUCAGGUGUCUUGGGGAAAUUUCGAACCUGGGUUCUCAUUCCUAACAAUGUUACUAUUAUUAUUUAUUAUUAUUAUUACUAUUAUUAAUCAGGUCGCUGCCGUGAAUCGAACUCGGAACCUUGGGGUUAGUAGCCUGCGCUCUUAACCACUACGCCAUAUGCCCACGGGCAUAUGGCGUAGUGGUUAAGAGUGCGGGCUACUAACCCCAAGGUUGACGAAGGCUGGAGGGUAUAUCAGCCGAAACGUUGUGUUAACAACAAACAAGAUGAGGAGAAAUAUCUGUCUAAUGUAAAUAAUUCCUCAUCUCUUAAAUAUAGAACUGUGUAUAUAUAUAUAUACACACACACACACUCUCACAUGUGCUCGCCCUCAUACAUACACCAUUCUUACAUAUGUGCACCCUAGUUUGGCCAGGUCACCGUUAUUAUCUCCCUUUCACUCACCCUCUUCUUCCAGUCAUUUCAUCAUGUUGAGCCAUUAAUCCUUACACAAUCUCUCAACCCUGUCUCUCAAAGAACAUAGGCUCAAAACAUCUAGGACUUUCCCAUUCUUCUGAUACACCUACUUGUUCCUUCACCUGUCUUCGUUUUUUGUUUUCUGUAAAUUGAAACUAAUACAUACAUAUAUAUAUAAAAUAUGGUGCUUUCUGAAAAUAAAUGGAUAAUGUGUUUUAGAUUUGGUCCCAUCUCUAAGUUGUCUCAUAUUGUAGAUGGAAAUAUGCAAUCAUUCUGAAAUCCAAAACACUUCCGGUUCCUAGCAUUUAUAAUAAAGGAUUAUUGACUCUAUGUUGCGAUUUUUUUUAAGAAUCUUGCUGCUAGAUUCUUGGGUAGAAGAUAGAUGGAUGUCAUUCCAACUUGUCAACUUAACAGUUGGUAUAUAUGUAUUCCAACCAUUCUGAAGAAUCUCUGGUGUAACAUUGCUUGACAGGGUGCUUACUUUAGAGAUCAAGGAGUCUCUCUCCAAGUCAAGCCACUACUUCUCCACAUUGGGAGGUCACAGUUCCUAUACUAUAGACGUAAUUAGAAUUCCACAGGAAAGAAUCAUAUCUCUUGAAAGAUUCAAGCUGAACCAACCAGCAGGAGGCUUAGGGGUUGACCAUGAAUGAGAUGAUUGGUUAUUAACCAUAGUCUCAGAUGCUUGUGCUUGGGAAUCAAACUGCAAAAUGUAAUGAUUGUUGCUUCUGAUAGGAUUCUGUGGAGAUGACCUCCAGGAAUAUUGGAUAAAGAAGAUGGAUGCUUAAAUAUAUGAUAGUUUAAUCCAUACUAUUACAAGGACACAAGGAAUAAAUUGUUUGCCAGGAAAAUAUUUAAGGAUCAAGUAUUUCAGUAAUUAUGCCAUGAGUGUUAAAUUCUGUGACUUUAUGUUGAUUUGUUUGAAGUGAUUACAUUUCAUUUGCAUUAUUAAUACUUUUGUCAAGGCAGCGAGCUGGCAGAAAUGUUAGCAUGCCGGGCGAAAUGCUUAGUGGUAUUUCGUCUGCUGUUACGUUCUGAGUUCAAAUUCUGCUGAGGUCGACUUUGCCUUUCAUCCUUUCGGGGUCAAUAAAUUAAGUACCAGUUACACACUGGGGUCGAUGUAAUCGACUUAAUCCCUUUGUUUGUCCCCUCUAUGUUUAGCCCCUUGUGGGUAGUAAAGAAAUAAGAAACGUUAGUGCACCGGGCGAGAUGCUUAGCGGUAUUUUGUGCCUUCAUACUCUGAGUUCAAAUUCCACCAAGGUCGACUUUGCCUUUCAAGCUUUUGGGGUUGAUAAAUUAAGUACCAUUUGCAUACUGGGGUCGAUCUAAUCGACUGGCCCUCUCCCCCCAAAUUUUGCGACUUGUGCCUAGAGUAGAAAAGAUUAUUAAUUCUUUUGUCAAGGCAGCUAGUUGGCAGAAUCGUUAGCACACCAGGUGAAAUGCUUAAUGGUAUUUCGUCUGCCACUAUGUUCUGAGUUCAAAUUCCGCCAAGGUUGACUUUGCCGUUCAUCCUUUUGGGGUUGAUUAAAUAAGUACUAGUUACACACUGGGGUUGAUGUAAUCAACUCAUCCCCACCUCCCCAAGCUGUGAAAUAAUUAUUAAUGCUUUUGUGAAGUCGGUGAGCUGGUAGAAUCGUUAGUACCCCAGACAAAGUGCUUAGUGGUAUUUCAUCUGUCUUCAUGUUCUGAGUUCAAAUUUCACCGAGGUCAACAUUGCUUUUCAUCCUUCCAAGGGUCAAUAAAGUGAGUACCAGUUGAGCACUGGGGUUGAUGUAAUCAGUUUACCCACUUCCCCAGGCUUUCUGGCCUCGUGCCAAAAUUUGUAACCAUUAUCAAUGUUUUUGUGAAAGGUAUGAAUGUCACAACUUCCUAUGUAUCCCCCCCACACACACUUUUUCUCUCGUCAUAAAAAAAAAUACUUUUAGGGGUACUAAACCUACAUUAAAAAAAAAAUUAUAAAUUAUAUUAGUUAACCCUAAGGGUUUGAUGAAAAUAAAUUUGUUGUGCUUUAACCAAAGAUUUUCCUUGGUAAGAAAGAAAAAGAGGAAAAUUCUCAGAGCUUUCAUUGUAUUGAAAUAUUUUGUUUCUGUUUGAAUUGUUAUAAGACUAAGUCUGAAAAAUGCAUGGUUAAUUCUGCUGUAAAACAUCAUUUAUUAGAUAAACUUAACUUAGGUUAUAAUUCUACUUGUAACAGGUAAAAUUGUAUUAAGUAUAGUUUGCUGAAAAAUAUAUCAAGAAAUGUUAUUAAAUAAAUGACAAGCUUAUGAUUUGUCAGUAAAGGUUUCUUGAUGGAAAAUAUUAAGUGCUGAGUUUUCUAAUUUGAAUUCUAUAAGAGAACCAUUUACAGUUCAAUGCUGGAAUAAAUUUGAAUUUUUCUUUUUCAA
Octopus bimaculoides (California two-spot octopus) is the source of this 8927-nucleotide messenger RNA. RefSeq names its product stAR-related lipid transfer protein 7, mitochondrial. The record is from RefSeq and is a predicted model, not a curated record. Lineage: Eukaryota; Metazoa; Mollusca; Cephalopoda; Octopoda; Octopodidae. Gene Ontology annotation, molecular function: lipid binding.